Molecule: messenger RNA, 186 nt
Organism: Thlaspi arvense
Lineage: Eukaryota; Viridiplantae; Streptophyta; Magnoliopsida; Brassicales; Brassicaceae
Source: the annotation of a GenBank genome assembly
AUGCAAGACAUGCUCAAAACACUUGAUAGGUACCAGAAGUGCAACUAUGGAGCACCAGAGCCAAAUGUAUCCACUAGGGAGGCCCUGGGUAGUCUCACAAUAUGCAUCACCCCUGCAAUAAUUGGAGAUAGCAACGGAUUUAGGGUGAUGCAUAAAAUACAUGUCACCCUAAGGGGUAUGACCUGA